This is a messenger RNA of Glycine soja, 1252 nucleotides long. Its product is annotated as transcription repressor OFP13-like. NCBI's taxonomy places the organism in Eukaryota, Viridiplantae, Streptophyta, Magnoliopsida, Fabales, Fabaceae. Bases 164 to 994 code for a protein of 276 amino acids. The transcript has a single exon. Gene Ontology annotation, biological process: negative regulation of DNA-templated transcription. The record is from RefSeq and is a predicted model, not a curated record.
ACCAAGUAGUCCGAAACGUAUACUCAACUUGCCCCACUUUCAUCUUUAAAAUCCUCCCCACACAGUCCAUUUUCUGACCAGCCAUUAAUUCCUCAUCUAUGGACUUAAGUGGCAUAUCUAAACCUCCAAAAUUCAUUUGAAUCCUUCUUUUUUCUAAUUAAAAAUGAAGUUUUUUAAUCUCUUGAAAAGCAGACAUGUCAGAUCCUGCUCCUCUCCUUCAUCAUGGGCCUGGCCAUCCUGCCACCAACCCAAAACCCUCUCUUUCAGAGUCACCGCCACCAAUACCAACAAUAACAAAAACAACGAUGAUGAUGACAACAACAUGAGAGACAUUAACUUAGCGUUAGUGUCACAAACUCCAGAAUCGUUCUUCACCGAGUCACCAGACUCGGCGAGCUUCUCGACAACCUCGGAGUUCUCCCGUGGCGUGGACCCCAUCGAGACGGUGAUUCGCGGCCUGCGUUCGGAUCGACUCUUCUUCGAUCGGGACGAUGCAAGCUUCAUGUUAGAGGGCAAACCGACGACGACCAGCCACCUGGAGCCGUUCAAAAACAGCGUCGUUUUGACGAUGGACUCGGAGGACCCUCACGUGGAUUUCCGCAAGUCCAUGGAGGAGAUGGUGGAGACUCUCGGCGUCGAAGACUGGGAGAGUCUCGAGGACCUUCUGUGCUGGUACCUGCAGGCCAACGCCAAGAGCAACCAUGAGUACAUCAUUGGCGCUUUCGUCGAUUUGUUGUUCUAUCUCGCUGUUCCAAAUUCACCUUGCUCACAAGACUUUGAACAUUCUCAUUCUCGUCCUUUUUCUCCUUUAUCGUUUUAUAGUUCUUCUUCUUCUUCUUCUCCCUCAUCUUCAUGCAGCACUCGCUGUAAUAUAAAAGGUGAAGUGGAAGAGGAAGAGGAGGAGGUUGGUGCUUGUAGUUCUUCUUUUUCUUUAGCGCAGGGUAAGGAGGAGAUUACACCUGAAGAUGAAGUUGCUUCAUCUUCUAACAACUGAUUUUAAUGGUAGUGGACUGAAUUGUAUGUAAACAAUUGGCACAGGAAAAGAGUAUAAUUAGUGACAUCAAAAUUUUAAUUUUUGUUGCAAUAGUGUGUGACUUCCAUGGUUUUCGCCUUGUUCCUCUCCCUCACACAAUCUGUGUGCCGUUGAGGCCACACAUGUGGGGGAAUAGCAAGUGUGUGAUACUCAUAGGCCUGCUUAAUUUUUGUUUAUUUGAAAUUACAGUCAGACAUUAAAUGUCAACCUUUUUUUUAA